AUGGUCUUCUUCAUUUAUCUACCAAACCCAUCUCACAUUGAGGCCAGGGAUGGCAGUUUCACAGUCGAACUGAUCCACCGUGAUUCCCCAUUUUCUCCAUUCCACAAUUCUGCAGAGACCCAACACAUACGAUUAAGAAAAGCUGUUCAUCGUUCGAUGUCUCGAGUUGAAUACUUUCGUUCGAGGAGCCUAUCUUCAGCAGCUUCCUCUUCUUCGAAGACCUUUGUAUCUAUGGUGACUCCAAAAAGUGGUGAAUUUCUCAUAAAACUAUCCAUUGGCACACCACCAUUUGAGCUCUUUGCCAUUGUUGACACAGGAAGUGAUCUUACAUGGAUCAAGUGCAAGCCUAAUAAUCAGGAUUAUGAUCAAAGCACAUCCCUCUUUGAUCCCAAAGCAUCUUCCAGUUAUGGCGACCUCUCAUGCUUCUCAACACCCUGCAAAGAACUAGUAAAAACCUCUUGCAGUAUUAAUGGAGAGACCUGCCAGUACUCUUAUUCCUACAGGGACAGGUCCUCAACAAUGGGAACACUGGCCUCAGAGAAGCUGAACCUGAAUUCUGUUUUGAUGGAAAACAUAGUCUUUGGCUGUGCACAUCCCUACAGUGGAGACUUAAGCAACAUUGCAGAUGGGCUUAUUGGCCCCUUCAAUUGGUGGAAGACUGUCAUACUGCCUUGUGCCCUUGCAGGAGAGCAACAUGAGUAG
This is a messenger RNA of Nelumbo nucifera (sacred lotus), 702 nucleotides long. Lineage: Eukaryota; Viridiplantae; Streptophyta; Magnoliopsida; Proteales; Nelumbonaceae. The record is from RefSeq and is a predicted model, not a curated record.